This is a messenger RNA of Stegastes partitus (bicolor damselfish), 1707 nucleotides long. It is a transcript of the gene cgref1, whose product is annotated as cell growth regulator with EF-hand domain 1. The record is from RefSeq and is a predicted model, not a curated record. Gene Ontology annotation, molecular function: calcium ion binding. NCBI's taxonomy places the organism in Eukaryota, Metazoa, Chordata, Actinopteri, Pomacentridae. The coding region runs from base 71 to 844 and encodes 257 amino acids. The transcript has 7 exons.
GACCGGGAGGCGCGAGCAGGGCGGUGCGGGCCAGAGGUGCUCUCCAGAUGUGAACCUGUAACCUGAAGACAUGACGCCGCUCACCUUCCGACCGCAGACAGGUGUGUUCAUGGAGUCCCACCUGGACCGGCUGCUGUCCUGUGUCCUGUCUCUGUCCCUGCUCAUACACCUGUGUCUGGCUGCACCGGGGCUCCCUGGGACACAAAGAGAGGACUCCGUAGAUGCCCAUCCCCCUUCGGCAGCACUACCCAAUCCCUUUGCCUCUGGAGAGGAGGAACGCAGGCUUCUGCAGAGUUUCAUUCAGGCCAAUUUAAAGAACGGCCAGGGAGGACCAGAGAUCAACACCUGGGAACAAGAGGUGUUCUUCCUGUUUGGCCUUUAUGACUAUGAUCGCAGUGGGUUGUUGGAUGGCUUGGAGAUGAUGAAGCUCCUGUCAGACUACAACUCCCACCGUGCACCUGGCGCACAGGCCAAUGAGCAGGUGGUGUCUAUGGUAGAUUUCUUACUCCAAACUCAGGAUCUAAACCAAGACGGACUGCUGGGCCCUUCUGAGCUGCUUUCUCCUCCAGUGGCUCACACACAGGACUCAGGCAACAACAGCGCACCUCACCCAGAGCAGGAGGUGGAGGAGAAGCUACCAAACACCGACGGGGAGAAUGCAGCCGCUGCGGAGCAACGAGUGGAGGAGACUCAUAACGAGAUUCAACCGCUAGCGGAACAAGAACCUCAGCAGGAAGUAAAGACAGAAGAAGAAGAAGCCAUACAGCAAAUAGAUGCACACGAGGGACAAGAACAGGAGCAGCAGCACCAAGUCCCUGUACAUCAGGGCCAACCGGAGAUAUAAAUGCACGUACACUUAUUAGAGAAACAACCACUGAAUCAGUCUGGUGUUCUUAAUCUUUAUCCUCACAAAUGUGUUUUGUCUGGAUCUGAAUUUUAAGAGUUCAUUUUAGUGGACUGUCAAGCAUGUAGCCGGUUUAAGAGAAGUUUGUGUUGAAAGCAUUACUGUCACUAUAUCGAAAUAUUCUGAUGAUUACUAAGAACUGUUAAAGGGGAAAAGUUGGGAAUUCAGAAUGCAAUAUUAUCCACUACACUAAAUCAGAAGCCAUCAUUUACAGACUUUUGAAUACUUUCUAAAUAUACUUUAUCGCUUUAAUUGUAUUAAUCUAGUUCCUGUCAUACCUGAGAAGUUGGACAUGCUGCUAAUGUACUUGGGUUUUAUUAUGUUGAGUCAUCGCUUAUACCUCGACUGGUUCGGUUUUUAUACCGUGGCGUCAUUUUUCUGGACAUUACCGGUACGCUUAUUGGAAUAUCAGCAGACAUUUUCACGUACACAUUGAUGGAUCAUCUUUGUCCCACUUUUAACGCACAUUUUCCAUUUAGCUCUUAUGCACAGGGAGCACACGAGGACUGUUAUGUAUUUAAACUGGUCUGAUUUCCGUCAGACCAGCUCAGCCAGUCUGCUGAAGCACUACAAUGUGCCACAGAAACAAAUCAUCUCCGAGAAUUUGCAUCUCCGAGUGCUUAAUGAGUUACAGCCUUCUUCCACCAGGCUUGUGACUGCAGAUUUUUUUCAUCUUUACGGUUUAGAAUUCCCCUGUUAAAAGUAAUAUGAUGUAAAAUCCAGUCUAUCUGCAAACUUGAAAUGUAUUUACAGUAUGAAAGGGUUUACUAUUUGUUGAGAUAUUUUGUUGACUUUGUUUUUUU